AGGUGUCUUGUUUUUUUGUAUUUUGUAGUGAAAUUGUGAAAGUGCUGAAGUGUCUUGCAUCGUCUGAGUUAAGCGUCAUUUACGCUGAAUCACUGAUUUUGCGUAUGCUGGACACCCGGAGGCUUGCUUGCUUAGACCAAAAAAGUCCCCUGUUCGUUUGGGAUCUGGACUUUGCCACCGAAAAAAAUAGAUCCACUCCACUCCAUGCACUUCGUUCCGUGACGCCUCGAAGCCCGACCACCAAAAAAAAAAAAAAAGAGAACGCAAAUAAAACCGAACUGAAACCUCUGUUCACAACCAAAUCCAACCCGUCACCUCGAAACCCUUGCGUAAGGAAGAGUCGAACCCCUUGGUUUUCUUGUCCCCUCUUGUAUAUCAUCCCGCUUAUUAUUUCUAUACGUACUCUGAAUGCCCGAAAUAAGGACGAGGCGUGAUUUUUUUUCUCUAUGCCCUUUGACAUUUUGAAUAAUUUCCCGGGUUUGAUUUCGAGGGAAAAAUUCGUGUCUCAGAAGUGAUGAGGAAUCUUUCUAAACUUGUUCUUUGAGUCCGAUAGUUUUUUUUUUUUGUGAGUGUGUUUUAAUUCUUCUGAUCUCGAAUGGUUGACCAUGUACCCCUUGUAGAUUUGAGAUCUGAUGCCUCUCUUGGAUUGACGUAAUUUUAGUUCCUUAUUCUCGAAUUCUUAAAAAUUUGAGAAAAACAUUGUUGUUCUACAAAUUGACCUGGGGAGACGAUGACGGGUUAUUUUAUGGAUUUUCAGAAUUUUCACGGGGCUCAGUAAAUAUAUGUUAAAUUUUUCUGCAAGAAAUCAUUCUCAGCGAGUUUGGUGACGUAAUACUGUAUAGGCCCAAAUUCACUGGAAUAAUUUCAAUGAUAUAUUUUUUAAAAUCGAAAUUUUUGGCUCAGACGUCAAGUGAUUAGUUCAACUGUAAGUUACCAAUCAAUCAAGAAGCUUUAGAAAGUAUCUCCCGUCAAAAAUUGUUAUUUUACGAUGUGUUGAAAGAAUUGCAGCCAAGUGUCCAACGUGUUACUGAGAGCCAAAGUGAAUUUUCCGUGUGACCGGAUAAAAAACAAAAAAAGGGGGCGAGUUAUUAUCGUUUAUUGUCUUGUUAUAGUUCGAAAGCAGUUAUUGUGCGGAAAGAAGAUCGUUUUCUGGUUUUGAAAGAAGACAGGGAAACUGAACAAGAAUCAGCAACAUCUUUCCAAUUGUCUUUUUCCCCUCCCUUCGACAAAGAGCCAAAAAAACACAACUCGAGGAGAGAAAAAAACAAUUAUUUCGCUCCGGUCUGAAAGGAGUCGCGUGCUUUUCGGUCUCUCUCGCAAGUGAUCCGUUCCCCUUAAUCUUGUCCUGCUGAUUUCCCUGAUCCUAACCUUUCCUAUACCUUGUGUGCGAAAAAAAAACAAAGAAAAGAAGGAGGAGAAGAAGAAAUUGAGGAGGAGUUGAAAGAAAGAGGAAAAAAAACAGAAAAGAACUGGAAAUAAUGGCGUCCGUGGAGGCGAAACCCGAGCGACUGGCCGUGCUGAAUUCCGCGGAGGCCGGCGUGACGCUGACGAUCCGACUCCUCAUGCAGGGAAAGGGUUCUGUCGGAUUCCGGAAUCCCGAGGAGUUUCAUGAAAAGCGAAUGGAAGCUGAGCCUCGCUGUCAACCGGCUCAGGUGCAUAAACCCGGGAUAAUCCCUUGCCCCUGGGGGGCUUUGUUUUUACACGAAUGA
Molecule: messenger RNA, 1709 nt
Organism: Notodromas monacha
Lineage: Eukaryota; Metazoa; Arthropoda; Ostracoda; Podocopida; Cyprididae
Source: the annotation of a GenBank genome assembly